UCGUGCUCACCUGCGCUUCUAACCGUCACUUCGCUAGGCGGUCGUCGCUUCUUACCAUCCUGUGGUUGCACCUCAAAGCUAAGCCUUGGAAGAUAAUCUGGCCAGUACGAGUGGAGAUUUCCACCAUGUUCAGAGGGCGGCUCCAAUCACUGCUCCGUAGCCCGAGCACCCCGGCGUGCGCAUACAAGCAGGAAGGCAGGAGCGUCGUCCUCCUCUCCCUCCGUUCCAAAAAGGUCGCACUGCUAGCACUCACGGCCUUCAGCGUGGUGGCCGCGCUCUCUUUCGUGCCCGAGCUGCAGUUCAGGGUCACGCAAGCCAACGACAAAGACAAACGCUUCGCCAUAUUCACCAAGAGCUGCAUGGUCCCUGACUACGGCCCUUGGCAUCCGUCAGUGUUGCCGUACGUCAGCACAACGCGUCCCAUCAGCUGUUCGAAAGACCCGCCAUACAGCUACACUGAUAUGACCAGGAUUUUCAUCAACACAUCGGCCAUGAGAAUGACGGCAAACAAGACAAAAGCGAAGCCACCAAUAAGAUGCUGCUAUCGCAUCGUGGAUCGGCCGUCCUCCGUUGACAACGACAGCAUCACCAUGCAAAAGGGUCCUUGCGUGCCCGUGAGAAAUGGUACGACCAUCCACGUCGAGUUCAUCCGGCUGACAUGCCUGGAUGCUAAGGGGGCGCUCGUCUACACUAACUACCAUGCGUUCGUGAUCCGCAAGCCCCGCGUCGAGAAGCGCUGCGCCCGAAGCCUGCGGCGCCAGCCGCGAGAUGGAACCAACAGCAGCGGCUUCGUUUCACCGGUGCCGAAGCGCGGCAAAUUCGCCUACAGCGUGCUCCUGCUGGGCGCUGACUCGCUCUCGCGCAACAACAUGAAGCGCUCGCACAGCAAAACGGUCAAGUACCUGGAGAAGCGGAUGCGUGCCGUUUGGUUGAACGGCAUGAACGCAUUGGGCGAGAACACCUUAGAGAACGUCGUGCCGCUGCUCACGGGGCAACACAUUGAGGAAGUCAGAAAAGAGUGCUGGAAUGACUUCUCUCAGUUCUGGGACAACUGCUCUUUCCUCUGGACGGAGUUCGCCAACGCUGGCUACCGCACCUUGUACGCCGAGGACAACACCGCGAUAUCGACGUUCAACUACCUGAAACCGGGAUUCAAGAAACAGCCCACGGACUACUACUUGAGGACGCUGCUCCUUCCCUUUGAAACAAAGCUGGGUAAUUAUAAGCUCCUCAACUGCUACCUAUGUGUGGGCCAGUCUCUGGUCGCUGAAGUGGUGUUGAACUUCACGCGCGACUUCGCCAUCACCUUCAAUGACGAGCCGUACUUCGCCUUCACCUGGAUCAACUCGCUCACGCACGACUACGCCUCGACACGCUGGGGUGGGGACGAGAUCUUCCACAAAUUCUUCGAGGCGAGUCCACCCUCACACACGAGCGUCUCUCGUACCUUCCACUCUAUAGCGACAUUACUUGUUCGACCACAUUUAAGUAUCUUUUGUUGUGCUGGAAACCCUAUUGAGAACGUUUGCGGGCGCGUGCAGUCGCUGUACGAGGGCGGCCACCUGAACAGAACCAUCGUGGUGUUCUUGAGCGACCACGGCAUGCGCUGGGGUAGCAUCCGUCGCACGUUCGCCGGCCUGCUCGAGGGGCGCAUGCCGGGCCACCUGUGGUACCUGCCGCGAAGCCUCACCCGUCACCACCCGCACCUCCUGCACGUGCUCAAGGAGAACGCGCACCGCCUGACCACGCCGCUCGACGUGCAUGCCACGCUGCGGAGCGUGCUGGAAGACUUCAAGCUCCUCGAUGCGCCCAGCACUGAGCCCUUCUUGCGGGAGACGCAGCGCAAGUACGACGGAAUUCGAAUGACGUCACUGUUCACCCCGGUUCGCAUGAACAGGACAUGCGACGACACCGGCAUGGAGAAACAGUGGUGCUCGUGUCUCCGCCGAACAUCCAUCUCAACGUCUUCGCGGCCAGUUCCUCAGGUGGCCGAAGCAGUUGUCCGCGAAAUCAACCGCAUACUGGAGCCGUACUCCCCACGAUGCGCUCGGCUUAGCCUCCUGCACGUUGACAGCGCCUACGCUCACGUCAUCGAAGACCCAAGGAACAGCGUCAGCUUUGCACCUUCAUGGACAGAGUGGCUCUUUUCUGGCGGUUGGGGUCACACCGACGUCCGGGAGCUCACCGUCACCCUCGUGACGGUUCCGGGCGAGGCCGUGUUCGAGGCGACGGCGCGCGUUUUCAACGGUGUUGUCACCGUCAUCGGGGAAGUGCUGCGCAUCUCCCUAUACGGCAACAGCUCGCAUUGCGUGCCCAACAUGCCGUACCGCAAGUUCUGCUACUGCUUGUGGCCCGCCUCCUCACCACCGUCGGAGUGAGCACCGAGCUUCUUGUCACAACCCGCCGCACGCCUGCCUGCGACGCCCAUCAACCAGGCUGAGAUUAACGUUCACAGGCCGAGACGGCAGUGCGCGAGCGGUUCCGCCUGACGCCCAAUAUGCUAAACCACGUGCGCUUGCGACUAUUGACUGCUAUUGUGGCAAGUGUCUUGUGUGCGAUUGAUGCGUCUUGCGAUUUUCCAAAAUUAAAUAUGCGUAACGUGCGAGGAUGUUACGUGCACCGAA
This is a messenger RNA of Dermacentor andersoni, 2624 nucleotides long. The record is from RefSeq and is a predicted model, not a curated record. Lineage: Eukaryota; Metazoa; Arthropoda; Arachnida; Ixodida; Ixodidae.